This is a messenger RNA of Astyanax mexicanus (Mexican tetra), 8286 nucleotides long. RefSeq names its product glycerophosphodiester phosphodiesterase domain containing 4a (gene gdpd4a). The record is from RefSeq and is a predicted model, not a curated record. The coding region runs from base 208 to 2022 and encodes 604 amino acids. NCBI's taxonomy places the organism in Eukaryota, Metazoa, Chordata, Actinopteri, Characiformes, Acestrorhamphidae. Gene Ontology annotation, molecular function: glycerophosphodiester phosphodiesterase activity. Gene Ontology annotation, biological process: lipid metabolic process. Gene Ontology annotation, cellular component: membrane. The transcript is spliced from 16 exons.
GUGGGGUUAGAAUAGAAAAAUAGCGUUGCAGAGCUCGGCGCCACCCGUCUCCAGUCCAGCCUGGGAAACAGGGCGCGAGGAUCCAGCCGCGAGCCAGCGCGUCUCCCGCAGUGUCGAUCGUCCCACCUCCAGCCUCCCUCUCGCUCUCGCGCUCUUCUGUUCAGUGUGUGUGAGGUUUCCUCCAUGCUGGUGUUUAACGGCUGAUCCAUGGGCCGCUCUCCGGUCAGCUUGUCCAGACUGAAGCUGGGGAGGUUAAAGGUCGUGCGGCGGCAGCUGCUACAGCGCUAUGAACACCAGCCAUUCGUCUCCUGCCUGGCCGGACUCUACGGCUGCCAGUGGAGACGAUACCAGAGGGCCAAAGCCCAGCCUGGAGAGUGCUGCUGCAGCCGGUUGGAGUGUGGCAGUUUCGGCCUCCUCAUCGUUACGUUUUUCCUGACGCUGGUGUUCCUGUAUUUCUGGAGCGAGGCUCAGAAUGACUACAAUGAUUUUGACUGGUUUAACUUCGGGAACCUGGGCUUUUGGUUCCCGUGGUCCCUGGUGCUGCUGGUGGUGUCUGCAGCACUGUUCACCUACGUCGCCCUCCUGCUGGUUUUAGCAGUGUGCCUUCUCUCUGAAGGUCAGAGGCUGUAUCUACACUGGAGCCACAAGAUUGGUAUUCUGGUGACCCUCACCUUCUCUAUCAGUGCCACAGCGGUGCUCUCUGAUUUAUGGAGCAAAGAGUGGAAAACGCUGCUCCUCUCCUUUCAGGUCACAGCACCUUUUCUACAUGUGGGCGGAGUCUUGCUAAUGACCCUGCUGUCCUGGCCAGUGGCCUUACACUUCUUUCGCAUGAGUAAGAGAGUGAGGCAGGUAAUGAUCCUGGGUCUGUACCUGGCAGUGCUGUUCGCUCUGUAUCUGGUCCCGCUGGGCAUGUACUCCCCCUGCAUUAAGGAGGAGGGCACGCUGGGCCCCGCGCCCGUCCUCAUCGGGCACAGAGGAGCUCCCAUGCUCGCGCCUGAGAACACACAGCUAUCCUUCCAGAAGGCUGUGGAGGCUGGAGGGGAGGGGCUGGAGACGGACGUUACUAUAAGUUAUGAUGGCGUGCCCUUCCUCAUGCAUGACACCACACUGAGGAGGACCACCAACAUACGGGAGGUCUUCCCCAACCAGACCAACACCCCGGCAGCCAUGUUCACCUGGGCCGAGCUGGAGAUGCUUAGCGCCGGAGAGUGGUUCCUUGGGAGAGAUCCGUUUGGUACGGCCUCCUCUCUGGACCCGGAGGAGCGAGCUCUGGUCCAGAACCAGACGGUUCCCACGCUGAAGGACUUUCUGGACCUGGCUGCUCAGUACGGCCGGCUGGUGAUCUUCGACCUUCGCCGGCCACCGCAGGGCCAUCCGUACCGAGACACCUGGAUCACCAGGACUCUGGAGGUCCUGCACAACGAGUCCCACAUCAACUCCAGCCAGGUGCUGUGGUUGCCAGGAGAUCAGAGGGAUGUGGUGCAGGAGAUGUAUCCAGAGCUGCAGCAGACCUCCGGAGACCGAGCCUCCAUCGAGGAGCUGCAGGAGGAGCACAUCGUCCGCCUCAACCUGCACUACAGCUCCAUGAGCCAGGACCAGAUCAGUAAAUACGCCUCGGUGAACAUCAGCACUAACCUGUAUGUGGUCAGUCAGCCGUGGCUGUACUCUCUGGCCUGGUGUGCUGGAGCUCAGUCCGUCACCACCAACGCCCUGCACCUGCUCAAAAACCUGCACAAGCCCAUCUUCCUGAUGACUCCACAGGAGUACAGCAUGAUGUGGAUCCUCACUGAUAUCAUCUCUGCACUUCUCAUCAUGGCUGUCUUCAUAUUCCACUGGUGGCGUGAGAGAGGCCUGCCGUUCUGGUCAGGCAGCAGGCAGGUGCAUGAGAACGGACCCUACAGCAAGUUCAGGACUGAACUGAGCGACGUGUGGUCCAUCUCGAGCCUCAGCGUCCGAGGGGAGGGGCGGAGCCAGCCAACCUCGCCCAAUUUACCCACCAUCUCCGAGGAGCCGCCGGUCUGAGCCCGGCCGUGUGGGGGGAGGAGCUCCAGAGGGGUCGGAGGUCUCAGCAAAGACUGUGUGCUGAUUAUCUGCUGCCCACUCUGAGACACUCAUCCGUCCAGUCCGGAUCCAUCAACCACGCAUUCGCUUCCAGACUGACGCAGCGCGCGUGACAUCAUAUGCAAAGUGACUGAACACGGAGCAACCAGCAUCUUCUACCUGAACACAGAGGAGAACUCCAGCAUUUACAGAACGUUACAGAACAUUUACGUCACAUUACGGAACAUUACGUCACGUUACGGAACAUUACGUCACAUUACGGAACAUUACGUCACGUUACGGAACAUUACGUCACGGGAGUUUUAAUCGUUAAGUUAGGGCGUGAGAAACUGCUUGGCGCCUCCUGCUGGCCGUUACGUGAUGCGUAGGGAUGGAGUAAGUACGAAUGUAAGUCGUAUAUAAAUUGGAGAAGAAUCUCAUUCAUUCUCGCUCAUCAGCAGAUCUACUGAAAUGAGAAAUACGGGGAAACGUGAGUCUGUUGCACACCUGAUGCACUGAUGCACCAUGCCAUGCUAUACUGCACAAUGAUGUGCUGAAAGGAGAGCGCCAUAAUGGGUAAUUUGCAUAUCAACAACUUCCUAAAAUAAUCGUUUUGUGUAAUAAGUUUUGCCAUUUAUAAAUGAGCAAUAGUUUAAGAGAACAUCUCAUCAUACAGUCGAGCAUCAGAACCAACCAGAAACUUUUACAUUUACAGUAUUUAGAAGAUGUCCUUAUCUAGAGCGAUUUACAACAGUGCUUCGUUGCUUUGUUUUUUACUUUAAAAUAGUUUGUAGAGACUCGGAUCAAGAGAUACACAAAGCUUGAUUAUGUUUAGGACCCCUAUGAGAAAGCUGAAUCUGGUCCUGCUAACAGGGAUGUUCUGGCCAGCGUAGGAGUUAUUUCAUGGCUUAUUAAAUGACAACAUUUUAACCCUCCUGUUAUGUUACGGGUCAAAUUGACUCAGCUUGAAAUUUGAAGAUAAAAAAAAAAGUUAAAAGUAUUUUUUUUUCCAGUAUGAAACUUCUUCUGCUUGCCUUAAUUAGUUUAAUCAACAUAUAAUAUGAAAAUGGUUAAUCUCACAUAUUUGCAACAACCACCCCCUGCAAAUAUUAAACUAAAACAAGAUUGCAAUGUUAUGUUUCAGUGUUAUGUAAAACUACUGUUUUAUAUGUUGGUCUUUCAAAAGUAAUAAAGUAGGGAAACAUUAAAAAAAGGUUUAACAUGUAUUUUUCUUUUAUAAAAAAACGAGUGAAUUAUCCUAAUUGAAGCAUUACCUGUUAGAGGUAAGGAACAAUAUUGCACUAAAUAUUGAUUCUAUUGAUAGAAUAAUUAGUAAUGGUGUUAUUAAUAAAAUAUUCACACUGCUUGUUGGAUUUUUUCAGAUACCUUUUGGAUAAUUAAACAUGCGAUGGGUCAGUAUGACCCGGGAACACCACUGCUGGUUCUGACAAAUGAACAUAACAGGAGGGUUAAAAGAAAUCCUUUGCGCUUGCCUGAAAGGGUUAAGUCAGUGUGCCAUAUUGCACAAUUUGUUCAUAUUGAAGAUUUUAAGGUAAAGCAAGCUGAGUAUAAUUAGUUUAUUUUUGUUAUUUAAUGUAAUAAACAAGAGUAGCUGUGUAAUUAGCUGAGGAAUUAAACAAUGCUAAGUGUCCUUGAGCACCAGCAUGUGGUUUUAACACCAGUGUGCAAAUUUCCAAUAAAAACCAUGGUUUAGAAUUGCUGAAAUUGUUGAGCAUGGUGUUGUACCGCGGGGUGUAGCGUGGUGCGGUGUAUCCGGUGUGUGACGGCUUUACCGUACUCUUGUGUAAACGUAUACAUGUAUAGAUAAAGAUUUUGCUACAUUAGGAUUUUAAUGGUAAUGAAAUACUCCUUAGCAUUGAAUGUAGCUUAUCAACAAGCACUUACUUAUUAAGCAUGAAGCAAAAAAACAAAAACAAAUGAAAAAAUAAAACGUUUAUUCAGCUUCUGUUCUGUUGCCAUGAGCUAAAACCAACCGCAGCCAAAUGCCCAUUACCGUAUUAUUCAGAUUAUAAGGUGCACCAUCAAUAAGCAUAUAUUUUCUGGUCUAUUUUCGUAUAUAUAUAUGGUGCACUGGAUAAUAAGGCAUAUUAAGCGACACUAGUAAGGAUGCAACAUCAAAGUGAGCAAGAGUGUCUCCAUGUUUCCCUUCUAAUAGGGAAGCUGAGGGGAAUCGCCCAAGUAAACAAAACUGUAAUUCUUUAAAAAAAAAAAAAAAACUUUUUUUUUUUUUGUCAAACAAGCGCUGAAUGUUCAGUAAGUUUAGAUUUUCAAUAUUUUUUCUGAGGGUGAGUUUUUAGUGAAGUUUCUCCAGCACUAAGGCAGGGUGCAGCAGCAUUAGCAUUAGCCGCUAACCGCAGCGCAAACGGGAUAUAACUGCUGCCCGAUAAGGGCAAAUGUUCAGUGUUAACUAAAUGUUAAAUCUCCAAAAGUGUCCAAAUACAACAGUAUUUGAAGUAAAGAUAGAGAAAGCUAGAUACAGAAGUUGUACCCACAGCAAGCACAGAUGGAGGGCAAGAAAAUAAUCGUUGACUAAUCGGAAAAAUAAUCAACAGAUUAAUCGAUAACCAAAAUCUACACACGAUAGAGCUAACUGAGGAACGCUGAGUGUUCUGGUAAACCAGGGUGCUAUCAGCUAGCGGUUUAUCUCUAACCCUAGCUUGUUUUAACACAACAAACAUGAAGACUACAGUCCAAUAUACUUGCCUCUGAAUGGGAAAAAGAGCUUGUGCUGCAAUUAGCGGCUAAUGCUAAUGCUGCUGCACCCAGCCUUAGUGCUGGAGAAACUUCACUGAAACUCACCCUUAUAAUGCUGUACUCCAGCAGAGUGGCUUUACUGCUCCUUAAUACCUGACUGGUAAAAUUCAUACAAAGACGGAACAGAUUAUAAGAUGCACUGACGAUAUUUGACAGGUUUUUAAGUGCGCCAUAUAGUCUGAAAAAUACGGUAAUUCCACUGUUAGACUGAGUGAAGAUCCUAUUUACAGCUGAUGCUUUUAUAUGGCUUAUAAAGCUCCAGAAAUAAUCACCUUUGGCUCCAUAUAUAACCUUUUAUAUAAAUCACAGAACCCUCACUUUUACAUAUCUCUAUAUUAAAAAUAGUUCUUCUAUGGCAUGACCAUUAUUUAUCACUGUUUUACUGCAUUUACAGAUGAAUUUGGACAUGAAGAUUUUUGAAAAAGUAACAUCACUACUUUACCACAAGACUAGAACUAGUAUAAUACAAAUAAAAACUGAUAAAUGAAGUUUAAUCCAGACAUUUCAGGAGGAGGUUUGAGAAUAUAGUGGCGUGCAAAAGUAUUCAUACCCCUUGAACAUAUUUUUUUUUCACAUUUUGUCACUUUUUGUACGAUCACAAAUUUAAAUGUAUUUAAUUGAGAUUUUAAGUGAUGGACAAACACAGAGUAGCACAUAAUUGUGAAAUGAAACGAACAUAAAUGGUUUUAUCAUGGUUUUCAAUUUUUUUUAUAAUAAAUAAAAAUCUGUGAAAAAAGUGACGUGCAAAAGUAUUCAGCCCCCUUUUUACUCUGUACCUCCUAAAUAAAAUCCAGUGCAACCAAUUCAGUGCCUUCAAAAGGCUUAACUUAAUUAGUUAAUUAGUGAAUAGAGUGGAGCUGUGUGUAAUUCAGUCUUAGUAUAAAUACAGCUGUUCUGAAUACAAGUCACAUUAAAUUAUCAGGUGUAAACAGGAUUAAACACACAGGGUUGUUUGUUUUAUGUUGUUGUUAUUAACCUGCCUGUCAGUUUCUACUGGGAUGAACUGUGUAGUUACACAUCAGUAAUCCAUACAACACAACAGUCUAACAGUAGGUAACGUAUUUACAGGUGUUACAGGCGGAUUACAGUAAUAUUCAUAUAGUCUGUACUACUGUAAUCUAUCUGUAAUGAACCAAAAUUAACAUAUAGUCAGGCCCGUCACGAUAAGAAUACUUUGUGGACGAUAUAAUGUCCAGAAAUUAUUGCAAUAUACGAUAUUUUUGUAAUUUUAAGACUAUUAAAUGCCAUUGACAUAAUGAUAACAAAAUAGCAUAAAAAAGCAAUUAUACACUUUUUAAAGACAGCAAAAUUUGAAUUAAUCAUUUAUUAUAAUUAGUUUUGGAGUUAUAUACUUAUUUUUUCACCUACUUUAGUCCACACUCUGUGUAUGGAGUCAGAUUUAUUGGAGCAUGACUGGCUAAAAAUACUGUUCACUCUUAUAUGUUAUAUAUGUGAACAAACAUACAAAUAAAUACAACAGACUAUAUCACGAUUAUCAAAUAUUAUUGAGGUCAUGUUCAUUUAAUGUAUGAUAAAUCGAUGUUGCAAUUAUUGGGACAGGCCUACAUGUAGUUGUUACAGGAUUCUUAACAUGUAACUACACAGUUUUAAGCAACACUUAAUGUAAAUCGGGACCAUAACUAAAAAAUUCAUACAAUCUUCGUUUUAAAAGGUUUGUGCCUGAUGUCCGAAAUGCAGGCUAAUAUUGGUUGUGCAGAAAACAUACUGUACCAGUCAAAAGUUUGGACACACCUUAAAUUCAGUAUUUUUUUCAUUAUUUUAAGAAGAAUUUAAGAAAUGAAGGUCACUUAGUUCUCAAGUGCAGUCGCAAAGACCAACAAAAUCAUUAUGAUGGAACUGGCACUCAUCAGCCCUGUUUUAAAAAAGGAAGAGCAAGAAUUUCCUCUGUUGUACAGGAUAAGUCCAUCAGAGUUACCUGCUUCAGAAACCAUAUACUGUAUAUCAUCACUGUCCAAUGAAAAAUAGUAUCUCUAAAAAAAAAAAGCUACUUUACAGAAGAGAGAAAAAACCUUCUAAACUUCCAAUGGAAGUCAAUGUAAAAAGGGUUUAUUUCAGGUUAUUUUUAAAGUUUUUUAUUGGACAGCGACGAUAUAUACAGUGGUGUGAAAAAAGUGAUUGUGCCUUCAUUUUUUCUUUUUUUUGUAAGAAAAAAUGUUUUAGAUCAUCAAACAAAUUAAAAUGUUGAUCAAAGAUAAAACAAGUAAAGUUUAAGCAGAGUAUUUAUUUGGUUUGUUUAACACUUUUAAGUUACUACAUGAUUCCUUAUGUGUUCCUUCAUAGUCUGAAUCACUUUAGUAUUAAUUUAUAAUGUAGGAAAAUAAUAAAAUAACAUUAAAUUGGGAAGGUGUGUCCAAACUUUUGACUGGUACUGUUUGUGGAAUUCAAACAUUAUUGUUUUAAUUUACCGAACUGCUUACUGGCCCUAUAUAUAUAGAAAUAGCAGCAAAUUAGCCUUUUCUAAUCUCAUGUUCAUAAGGUCACAAUCAGUGGCUAAAGUUUAUUUUUUUGCUAUGUUUGUUAAAAAGUUAAAUAUUAAUAAAGAUGCAGUGUAGAUUUAUUGUUUUGUAACAUGGCUGCAGGCCACCAUAGUGCUCGUGACGCUGCAGCACUUUUCCACAUAAUGCACCUGAAGCACUUUCAUACGUUUCAUAAGCUGCUACAAUAAAUACUUUAUAUACAGCUCUGGGAAAAAUUAAGAGAACACUUCAGAUUCUGAAUCAGUUUCUCUGAUUUUGCUAUUUAUAGGUUUAUGUUUGAGUAAAAUGAACAUUGUUGUUUUAUUCUAUAAACUACAGACAACAUUUCUCCCAAAUUCCAAAUGAAAAUAUUUUCAUUUACAGCAUUUAUUUGCAGAAGAUGAGAAAUGGCUGAAAUAACAAAAAGAUACAGAGCUUCAAGAAGAAAAGUUCAUAAUUAUAAAGUUUUAAGAGAUCAGAAAUCAAUAUUUGGUGGAAUAACCCUGGAUUUUAAUCACAGUUUUCAUGCAUCUUGUCAUGUUCUCCUCCACCAGUCUUACACACUGCUUUUGGAUAACUUUAUGCUGCUUUACUCCUGGUUUGGUUUGAUGGCUUGUGAUCCUCCAUCUUCCUCUUAAUUAUAUUCUAGAGGUUUUUAUUUUUUUGUUAAAUCAAAGAAACUCAUCAUUUUUAAGUGGUUUCUUGUUUUUUCAGAGCUGUGUAUAUAUAUAUAUAUAUAUAGUAUAUUAUAUAUAUCCAGCCGAACCAGCAGCCGAUCAGCCAGCGCUACAACAGCCAGGAAUGCUGUGUGUUUCUCUCUUAAAUACACUCCACAUAUCAGUUUCCCCAACAACGGACUCGCCAGCUGCGUAUAUGAGACGUGAUAUAAUUCUAUAUUUAUUACAACUUGUCUUUAUGCAUUUAUUUUACUGUAACUAUUGUAUGGCUGUAAAUAUCAAAUGAUCAUACUGAAAUUAAAAGGUAUUCUGAUUAA